Molecule: messenger RNA, 1286 nt
Organism: Lathyrus oleraceus (garden pea)
Lineage: Eukaryota; Viridiplantae; Streptophyta; Magnoliopsida; Fabales; Fabaceae
Product: NAD(P)H-dependent 6'-deoxychalcone synthase
Exons: 4
Coding region: 191-1135 (314 amino acids)
Molecular function (GO): oxidoreductase activity, acting on the CH-OH group of donors, NAD or NADP as acceptor
Source: RefSeq, a predicted model, not a curated record
AAAUGAAGUGGUAGAAAUUAUCAUAAUCCACCUACCCUCUAAACAACAAAUACAAUACAAUAAUGCUACUCACCAUUUUUUAGCUAUAUAUAAUAGUUUCUAGCAACGCUUAAUCCAUCAUCAAACAUAAUACCUCAAAUUCUAACAACCUUACCUUAAACCUUCUCAACCCAACAACAACAACAACAACAUGGGCAGUGUUGAAAUUCCGACAAAGGUUCUUACCAACACAUCUGCUCAAAUUAAGAUGCCUGUGGUUGGAAUGGGAUCAGCACCUGACUUCACAUGCAAGAAAGACACCAAAGAAGCAAUCAUUGAAGCCAUCAAACAAGGUUACAGACACUUUGAUACUGCUGCUGCUUAUGGCUCUGAACAAGCUCUUGGUGAAGCUUUGAAUGAGGCUAUUCAACUUGGUCUUGUCACUAGAGAACAGCUUUUUGUUACUUCCAAACUUUGGGUUACUGAAAAUCAUCCUCACCUUGUUCUUCCUGCUCUACAAAAAUCUCUCAAGACUCUUCAGUUGGAUUACUUGGAUUUGUAUUUGAUUCAUUGGCCACUUAGUUCUCAGCCCGGAAAGUUUUCAUUUCCAAUUGAUGUGGCUGAUCUAUUGCCAUUUGAUGUAAAAGGUGUGUGGGAAUCCAUGGAAGAAGCUUUGAGACUUGGACUCACGAAAGCUAUUGGUGUCAGUAACUUCUCUGUCAAGAAACUUCAAAAGCUACUAUCUGUUGCCACUGUUCUUCCUGCUGUUAAUCAAGUGGAGAUGAACCUUGCAUGGCAACAAAAGAAGCUGAGAGAAUUUUGCAAUGAAAAUGGAAUAGUGUUAACUGCAUUUUCACCGUUGAGGAAAGGUGCAAGUAGAGGAGCCAAUGAGGUUAUGGAGAAUGAUAUGCUUAAACAGAUUGCAGAUGCUCAUGGAAAGUCCGUUGCACAAAUUUCUCUGAGAUGGUUAUAUGAACAAGGAAUCACUUUUGUUCCAAAGAGCUAUGAUAAGGAGAGAAUGAGUCAAAAUUUGAGUAUCUUUGAUUGGACACUGACAAAGGAGGAUCAUGAGAAAAUUGAUCAAAUUAAGCAGAACCGUUUGAUCCCUGGACCAACCAAGCCGAGUCUCAAUGAUCUUUGGGAUGAUGAAAUAUAAAAGAAAAGUUGCUAAAGUUAUUCAAAUUUGCUUUGGCGUCUAUCUUUUGUAUUUAAGUAUUUUAUACUACUUGUUUCUUUUGAGCUUUGAAUUACCAAUGUUUUUGUAUUGGGUUUAAAUAAUCAAUUUUAUAUUUUAUAAUAGUGUUUUA